CAAACACUAGAUCGAGCAGUGGACACACCGGUCGGCCAGCUCCAAGCUGUCAUGGACCCUGAAGGCCUGGAGCUCCUGCUGCCUCCUGCCACUCUGGCCGCCCUGGCAGACAGCUGGCUCCGAGAAGACUGCCCAGGCCUCAACCACGUAGCCUUGGUCGCGGGGAAAGCCCCCUCGCAGGCGGUGCUGUGGGCCAAGUCCCCCGGGGUGUUGGCUGGGAGGCCCUUCUUUGAGGCCAUCUUUGCCCAAGUCAACUGCCAGGUCUCCUGGUUCCUCCCUGAGGGAUCGAAGCUGGUGCCUGUGGCCAAGGUGGCCGAGGUCCGGGGCCCUGCCCACUGCCUGCUGCUGGGGGAGCGGGUGGCCCUUAACAUGCUGGCCCGCUGCAGUGGAGUUGCCAGCACGGCCGCUGCUGCUGUGGAGACCGCCAGGGGGACUGGCUGGGCCGGGCAUGUGGCAGGCACGAGGAAGACAACGCCAGGCUUCCGGCUGGUGGAGAAGUAUGGGCUCCUAGUGGGCGGGGCCGCCUCCCACCGCUACGACCUGGGAAGCCUGGUGAUGGUGAAGGACAACCACGUCAUGGCAGCUGGUGGUGUGGAAAAGGCGGUGCAGGGGGCCCGGCAGGCAGCUGACUUCGCCCUGAAGGUGGAGGUGGAGUGCAGCAGCCUGCAAGAGGCUGUGGAGGCGGCCGAGGCAGGAGCAGACCUUGUCUUGCUGGACAACUUCAAGCCUGAGGAGCUGCACCCCACAGCUGCAGCGCUGAAGGCCCAGUUCCCGAAUGUGGGCGUGGAGGCCAGCGGGGGCGUCACGCUGGACAACCUCCCUCAGUUCUGUGGCCCCCACAUUGACGUCAUCUCUUUGGGGAUGCUGACCCAGGCUGCCCCAGCCCUCGAUUUCUCCCUCAAGCUGUUUGCCAAAGGGGCCACUCCAGUGCCCUAUGCCCACCGGUCCUAAAUAAAGCCAAGGAGGCUACGCCAGCAGUGGGAUAAUAUGGUUUCAUGGGACCCUCAAGGUUUCACAUCUUUAAGUCCAGUGGCCAACAGGAUACUCUUGAGUUAGCCUGGGCUAGGGUCCGUCUCCGUCACGUACUGUAUGUGGGACCUCGAAGGACUGAUUUCACCUCUGCUCACCUCAGUUUCCUAAUCUAUAAAAUGGGUCUAAUCAACCUUAUGGAUUUCUUUGUGUGAUAAUUAACACAGAGUAAGUGCUCAGUAAACGUUAGAAAUUUCCAUCA
Hippopotamus amphibius kiboko is the source of this 1231-nucleotide messenger RNA. RefSeq names its product quinolinate phosphoribosyltransferase (gene QPRT). The record is from RefSeq and is a predicted model, not a curated record. Gene Ontology annotation, cellular component: cytoplasm. Gene Ontology annotation, biological process: quinolinate catabolic process; NAD+ biosynthetic process. Lineage: Eukaryota; Metazoa; Chordata; Mammalia; Artiodactyla; Hippopotamidae. Bases 52 to 951 code for a protein of 299 amino acids. Gene Ontology annotation, molecular function: nicotinate-nucleotide diphosphorylase (carboxylating) activity. The transcript has 4 exons.